Scomber scombrus (Atlantic mackerel) is the source of this 6877-nucleotide messenger RNA. It is a transcript of the gene shoc2, whose product is annotated as SHOC2 leucine rich repeat scaffold protein. The record is from RefSeq and is a predicted model, not a curated record. Bases 416 to 2164 code for a protein of 582 amino acids. The transcript is spliced from 9 exons. Gene Ontology annotation, molecular function: protein binding. NCBI's taxonomy places the organism in Eukaryota, Metazoa, Chordata, Actinopteri, Scombriformes, Scombridae.
GAAAAGAGGAGGAAGCAGCAAGGAUGGCGGAGUCACACCUCUGAAGCAAAUCCUUGAGGGAUUAAAAAACCCUGAUGACCUUUGCAGCCUGAGGGAACUUGUGCCCAAAGGUCCUGGGAUUGUAUGCAGCCUUGUCACUUAAGCAUGUGGCCCAUGGAUGCCACAAUCCAGUUGCUUCAAAGGAUUUUUUCUCACAUGGCAUUUUAACAAAGGAACAAAGUAUCAAAAGUUUCCAAAAAACCUUUGGAUUACACGAUCUUUAUUUCAAGGAUAAUCAUUAAUGUGUGGGUCUGCACAGGGAUGUUUUCUUUAAAAGCCUUCUUGGCUGUCUGUGUCCCUUUUUUCCCCAAACCAUAAGUAACCUGACAAGAGAGACUCUCAUGAGCAACUCUGCAGGAGGCCCGAUAACGUCGUCAUGAGUAGUACUUUAGGCAAAGAAAAAGAUUCAAAAGAAAAGGACCCAAAAGGUGGUCCAGCGGGGAAAGAAAGGGAAAAAGAGGCCAAAGCUCUGGCCAGCUUAGUCAAGGAUGGUGGCAAAGAAACGAAGACCAAAGGGAAAGAUGCCAAAGAAGGAAAGAAGGACACUAGCAGCUCAACACCGGGAGUUGCCUUCUCUGUCGACAAUACGAUAAAGCGGCCAAACCCAGCACCAGGUACGCGCAAGAAGUCCAGCAAUGCCGAGGUGGUCAAAGAGCUUAAUAAGUGCCGGGAGGAGAACUCAAUGAGAUUGGACCUAUCUAAACGGUCCAUUCACAUGCUGCCGACCUCAAUUAAGGAGUUGACGCAGCUGGCUGAACUCUACUUAUAUAGCAACAAGCUGCAGAGCCUGCCGGCUGAGGUGGGUUGCCUAUCAGGCCUGGUCACUUUGGCCCUGAGUGAGAACUCCCUGACCAGCUUGCCUGACUCCCUGGACUCCCUUAAGAAGCUUCGAAUGCUCGACCUCCGGCACAACAAGCUGCGAGAGAUACCGGCUGUUGUUUACCGGCUGACCUCUCUGACCACGCUGUACCUGCGCUUCAACCGUAUCACAACGGUGGAGAAGGACAUUCGAAACCUUUCCAAGCUCACAAUGCUCAGCAUCCGGGAGAACAAGAUUAAGCAGCUGCCUGCAGAGAUAGGGGAACUUUGCAACCUCAUUACUCUGGAUGUUGCCCAUAAUCAGUUGGAACACCUACCGAAGGAAAUUGGGAAUUGCACACAGAUAACCAACCUCGACUUGCAGCACAAUGAGCUCUUGGACCUCCCAGAGACUAUAGGCAAUCUAGCCAGCAUAAAUCGCUUAGGUCUGAGAUACAAUAGAUUGUCGGCCAUCCCCAGAUCAUUAGCCAAAUGUCGAGAACUGGAGGAGCUAAACCUUGAAAACAACAAUAUUUCAGUGUUGCCAGAGGGCCUCCUGUCAAGUUUGGUCAACCUGACCAGUCUGACACUGGCGAGGAACUGCUUCCAGUCGUACCCUGUGGGUGGACCAUCCCAGUUCUCCACCAUCUACUCCCUCAACAUGGAGCACAACCGCAUCAACAAGAUCCCGUUUGGUAUCUUCUCUCGGGCCAAAGUGUUAAGCAAGCUUAACAUGAAGGACAACCAGUUAACGUCUCUGCCAUUGGACUUUGGCACAUGGACCAGCAUGGUUGAGCUAAACCUAGCCACCAAUCAGCUGACUAAGAUCCCAGAGGAUGUCUGUGGUCUAGUUUCUCUUGAGGUGUUAAUAUUGUCCAAUAAUCUUCUCAAGAAGUUACCACAUGGUAUUGGGAAUUUGAGAAAGCUACGGGAGCUCGACUUGGAGGAAAACAAGUUGGAAUCUCUACCUAAUGAAAUUGCUUAUCUUAAAGAUUUACAGAAAUUGGUGCUGACAAAUAAUCAGCUCACUACAUUACCCAGAGGCAUAGGCCACCUCACCAACCUCACUCAUCUGGGUUUGGGGGAGAACCUGCUGCAACACCUUCCUGAGGAGAUUGGUACACUGGAGAACUUGGAGGAACUGUACCUCAAUGACAACCCCAACCUGCACAGCCUCCCGUUCGAGCUGGCCCUCUGCAGCAAGUUGUCCAUCAUGAGCAUUGAGAACUGUCCCCUCAGCCACCUGCCGCCCCAGAUUGUCGCGGGAGGUCCCUCCUUCAUCAUCCAGUUCCUCAAGAUGCAGGGACCAUACCGUGCCAUGGUCUGAGCCGAGAGCAGCUCAAAUCCCAGUCCUACUUUACUCUAAACCCUCCACUUGCUCUGCACCCUCUCGCCUGCCCGCCCCCAUUAUGCGUAUCAUACACUGUAACGAAAAAACAGACUCGCUACAAUCAGUGUCGGUGGGAGGGGGGGACAAGAAGAGGAGGAGGGAAGAAAAGGAAAAUGUUUCUUUCACCAUCCCUGGGCAGAAAGAAGGCGAAUCUUUGGAGACUUGACUUCUGUGUUACUCCAGAGUUUAUUAUGGUCAUUUUAGGACCCCGCCCCCCGCUCACCUUUCAUUCCAAAUCAUUUAAGAGGAAAAUAUUUCCAUCUCUUUGCCAAAACUGAAGAUAUAUAAAGUUAUAUAUAUUGAGUAACUGUGAGCUGAGUGGCAAGUCUUUUAACCAUACUAAACCAUGCUCCCAUUGCCAAUGUAUUUACAGUAAUUACAAGCAUCUAUUAUGUGAGCAAGGAUACAAUUGUAUGCAAAAACAAACAAAAAAAGUCUUUGGAACUUCACAUUUAUUGCUGCUGCCGUAAUUUAACUUUGUCAUCUUGUUGUUAUUUUUUUCUUUUGAUAUUCCCUUUUUUUUUUUUUUUUUUUUUUUUUUUUAAACAUAAUCUUCACUAGAGAACUUGUUCAUUGCUCCUUGACCACAGAGAACAAAGGUCACAUGAUGGCAUAUUUGUAAUUUCUUAAUUGUAUUUUUUUUUUUUUUUACCUUUUCAUGUUUUUUUAAAAAUGUGCCUAUGUUUAGAGUGAUCCAGUGGUUCAUUUCUAAACACAAUUGUCCACAAGAAUACAAAGAUAUAAUUUAUUUCAGUAAUUAUUUUUUGUAUUACUGCUGUUUUUCCUUUUUAUUGGUGUACUUUUUGCCGACAAAUUAAUCUGUUUAGCGAGUGAUAUCAGUUAUACAAAUAGGAUGAUUGGAUUUUUUUUUUUUUUUUUUAAACAAAUAGCAGCAGCAGUUGUUAAACGUAAAGCUAGUAAUCUAUACAUAUGAGAAAUGCCAAUCAUACAUGUUUGAAAAAAAAAAGAGCAAGUUGGACUUUUCUCCAAAAUGGGCGGCGCUGUGACCCGCCACCCCCAGUCUAUACUGCUUUUGUGACAAAAGGGUAUUGAAAAAAGUCAAAGAUACAUAGGUGAUGGGAUAAAUGAUAGCUGUUUUUGUAUAUGUACACAAAUCCUGGUUGUUGCCUUGAGUGCAAUUUUUAGUUAUGUUUACUUGUUUGAUAUCUUCAGUGUUGGGCUGCAUAACUGUCAUCUAGUCGAUCAUUGACCAACAUAUCAAUCGUUUUCAAAAGACUUAUCUCGGUCUCUGCAGCGAGUGUAUCAGAGCUACAAAAGGUUUGAUAAUAAAACAUUGACAGGUAAUCCCUUCUUGACACUUCCUUUUUUUUUUUUGUUAAUAUACUUUUUUUCUGUAGUUUUUUUGGCAGGGUAUCCUGAGAAUCUUAAUUACAUGAUGGAAAAUGAUCCCUUGAUUUUAGAUUUGUAAUUUAAUUCUUUUUUCUUUUUUUUUGGUUUCUUUUUUUUGUCCCACACUGUCCCAGCUAUGCUGCUGCUCUUAUGCACUUUUUUUUUUUAAAGACAUUGGCAUCCUCUAUUAUGAAAAAAAACACAGUAGCCUCUCAUUGGUUAUUUUUAAUGGGGGCAUUUUGUUUCAUAAAGAAGUAUUUUAUCUGUUAAACGAACCGUUUAUCAUGUAAAUUUGUAUCAAUUAAAUAUAAAUGUAGACUUUAGCAGGCUCAGAAUAGUAACUUUCUUUGGGGAAGUUUUAUCCUGUCAAUCUUAAAAAGGAACUCGCUCCCUCAAACUGUAAAAGGGUCUGUGUGGCUAUGAGGUGUUUUGAGAUUCCCAUAUCCUGCUUUCUCCAUUGCAAGUGAAAUGGCUUAUUGCAGUCCAGAUCAGCAUUGUUUAUUUUAAAUCAUUAAAUCACUGUUUUCUUUUUUUUCCUAAAUGAUGAAGUGUGUAUUCACUUAGUAUUAUUUCAAGUGACUGUACAUUAAAAAUCCCAACAAAGGUAAUCAAACUUUCCCUCCCCCCCCUUUUUGAAAGUGUGUUGCAUCCCAGCUCAAUAUUCAAUCAUGAUUCUGUUUUAUAUUGAAAUGUGUGGGUCUACUUUCUUUGCAGCAGCUCGGUGUGUUUCUUUGUGGGCUGCGGCACAGAAGUGAUGGGGGCGCCGCAGCUCACCUCCAGGUCGGGGUCAGGGGAACAAUGUACCGCUGCUUCUGAUUUACCAGCAGAACCUGUUGCUGCUUUUUCGUGGACUGAAACAUAUGCUGUACAAAACAGGAGGGGGAGGGGAGGGCAGGAGGAAGCGGGUAACGAUCCACUCCCAACACCGAUAACAGACUUCACUAAAAAAAAAAAAAAACCUGACGAGGGACAAAUCCACUGACCUUUUUUGAUUUGGGGUCAGGCCUGGUGGUUUUCACAUAGAUCAAAUCGUUUGGACACAACGAUGAGACAACACAACAAGGUGCAUAUUUGAGCUUAACGCAGUUACAGUACAAGACUGUCGAAAAAAAAGACACACAAAAAAAAUUGUAAAAAGGGCUUUCUGUGUUCACGCUCAACAACACACCGGAGGCAUUGCAUUCCUGGGUUUUAUAUAAAAGCUUUGGAAGUUUCUUUUUUGUGUGUAUUUACUUUUAGCUGUAAACAAUUGUGUGAAAAAUGCCUUCAACGAGUACUCAAAAGUGAGAUGUGCAUUAGGUAUGCAGCAAGAGUGCUGUGACCCAUUUUUACAUUCAGUCUCUGGUUUUACUUUUUUUUUCCAUGUGCCAUUUUGAGAGGUUGAGAUCGCCAUGUGUAUAAAGACGCAGAGAGGAGGUGGGAGGUGGGCAGAAACUGAAAAUUGGCUUUAUUGACCAGAAAGCAUUUAUUAGAUCCUGGAAUGUAGUUUAAAUGUGCUAUAGAUGAAGAGGAGGAAGAGACCAUCGACUGGCCCCGUUCAGUUGGAGAUGUGACCAGUUAUUGGAUUAAAAAGUGAUGACGACGUAUUGCAUACUGGUGCAUCCAAACUAAGUGGAGUAUAAUUGGUGUUUAUUUUUCUAUUGUCUGUGAUUUUAGGCCAUGGAGAGCAUCGCAGAAUCAAAGUCAUUUCGCUCCUUUUGCUUUUACUUUCCUGGAUCAUACAACUUGUCUUUUUUUUUUCUUGCCUGGUUUUUUGUACAGGAAAACAAGCAUGUUGAAAACAUAUUUGACAUGAUUUUUCUGGGUCAGAAUCGUGCGUUUUUGCAUAGAGGACUUCGAUUUAGUGGCUAUUUGGUGUAUCUGCAAAAGCUCCCUUUUUGUAUAUUGCAAAGGGUAUCAAAGCAUUCUGUGGCAAUGCUUAUCCUACUUAAUCUACAUUGACAAGCAGCCUUAAUGGUCUUUUUUUUUUUAAAAUGUGUUUGUUUGGCUAUUCCUUAUGUCAAUGGCCACUGACUGUACUUGACAAGCAACUGGUCGUUACAAUGUAAAUUUGGGUCUAGUUUCUUUCUGUCUUUUUUUCCCUUUUACUCUGUACAGUAAUCUGACGUUACGGUAGACUCAGUAUUACAGAUCUGUAAUGUGACAAGAAUUUGACAAAAAAAAGACGGAAGAUUGCAAUGGAAGAUGAUGCCAUUAUAUGCUACCAAGUGGAUGUGCAUCAGCCGGCGUCUCACUUGUCUUUGGCAUUAAAGGGGAAUGUCACCAAAACUGACUUGCAUUGUUAUUCUGAACAGAAACUAAUAGAUUAUUUUUUAAAUUAUUAUUAUGUUUAGACAUAAAUUAUCUGUUGAGUUUCAAAGAUCAGGGGAAACUAAAUGACAUGCUUGUUGAAAGUUAAUUUAACCUUUAAGAGACAUUUUUAACAACAUUCAUAUCAAGCAUCUGUAGUUAUUUACAAGGAAAGAAAUACUCUUUUCAGAAACAAAUUAGUUAUUUUUUAAAAGUUAGAUAUUCAGUCACAUGUUUCUCAUCUUGAGAGCACAUAACCACAUAAAUUUCCACUUUUUGUAGUCAGUUUUGGUAGAAUGGCCCUUUAAUGCAAAGCCGUCAGCUGUUUUCCACUGCGUACCUACCUGACACCCUGAAUCCCACCCACACACAGACACACACACACAAACAAAAUCUCCUGCUCACACACCCUUCUAUUGUAUCCCCAUACAUUUACUUGACUGCCUUACAUGCACCAAACAAGACCUUGAUGACCAUUUGAUUAAAUCAAUGACAGAUAAUCAAUUUUCUUUUUCUUUUUGUUCUUUUAAUGUCAGCAAAGGGAUCGGGGUAUACAGAUUUAACAGAUGUUGAGAGUAAAGUUUUUGGGUCAGUUGUCUCUUGACUAGAUGAGCAGAUGCAGACGUGACUACCUCUAUGUGAGUCUUCAUUGCUAACCACAGCGACCAAGAUCCAGUUGGAGGUGUUUCUACCUGUGUACAUACAAAGCUGCGCGUUCGCAGCAGGAACUUGGAUUUGGACCAGCAAUUCAACGGCAACUUGUUUUACUAAGCAUCUUUCUGUUGUUUUAUUUUGGAUAUAUGCCUUUACUAAGUAUUAUUUGGCUAAUGAAAAAGAGGAAAAAUACACCGAUUUGUGUGCUUGGUUGUAAAUGACAAACUUAAUCAAUGCCGCCCCAUUGUAAGACAGUUAUCCUGAAACCAACUAGUUGCAGAGUGCCACUUUGCAAAUGGGUGAAAAUGACUAUGUUUGGUGAUGUUCUGUAUGUACAUACAUCUUUUUAACUGUAAU